Molecule: messenger RNA, 591 nt
Organism: Ilex paraguariensis (yerba mate)
Lineage: Eukaryota; Viridiplantae; Streptophyta; Magnoliopsida; Aquifoliales; Aquifoliaceae
Source: the annotation of a GenBank genome assembly
AUGGAGUCAACAAAUCUCAUACCCCAACUGGAGGAAGACAUUCCCAAAAUUCAUGAAGCUGGCGGUACUGCUUAUGAUGAUGCUCAAAAAAAGAUGAACCCAAAGGAAAUCCCAUGGGCCAACACCGGAGCUGAGUACAUCAUGGAAUCAACUGGAGUGUUCACUGACAAAGACAAAGUUGUCGCUCAUUUGAAGGUUAUCAAUGACAUAUUUGGCAUCGUUAAGGGUCUUAUGACCACUGCCCACUCCAUCACUAUUAGGAAAGUGCUACCAGCGCUGAAUGGGAAAUUGACUAGAAUGACCUUCCGUGUUCCCACCGAUGACAUUUCUGUGGUUGAUCUAACUUUUGAUCUUAUUAUUUCGGUGAUGGUCAUCAGGGAAGAGUCUGAGGGAAAACUAAAGAGAAUCUUAGGUUACACUAAAGAUGACGUAGUGUCCACUGAUUUUGUAGGUGACAACAGCAUCUUUGAUGCUAAGGUUGGAAUUGCUUUGAAUAAGAACUUCGUGAAGCUUGUUGCAUGGUACGAUAACGAAUGGGAUUACAGCUCACGUGUGAUUGACUUGGUUAUCCAUAUGUCAUCCGUUAAGUAA